AUGUCUGUCUCCUGUUCUUAUCUGCAGGCCACAAGAGCCCUAUAUGUGAUCCUGCAGGAGCAGGCCUGCAGGCAGGAGGUGAAGGAGCUCUUCCCUCAGCUCUACGUCGCGCUGCUCUUCCACAUCACCCACACAGUGCAGCACACUGCUUCGCAGGAGAGGGAGCAUAACCAGGAGGACACGGCCGAACCCCUCAGCCCCGUCAGGUUCGCGGUGAAGGCCAUGGAAGCUUUGCUUCUAUGCGCUGACUACAAGCAGCAGGCCUCCUUCAUGAUGAGGCAUGGCCGCUCGGACCUGCUCAUGAGCUCCGACACGCACCACAUAGGCGUCUGCCUGCUUGCUCGGGCCAUGGUUUGGCUCAAUUUCCAGGAGCGAAACUGGAUUUUCCACCAUCUCAUGGCCAUCCUCAAGUAUCAGGACGAUAGGCGGUACGUCCCAGCCAUGGCGCUCUUCAUUCAGCUCCUCAAGUGCCCUGACCUUGACAACGAGCUGGAAGACGCCAUCGUGGAGGAGAUGAGCAGGCUGCUGAGAGACCCCAAGACCGUGGUGCGCUGGUUGGCGCUCAAAGGCCUCCUCAAUCUGGCCCUUCGCCCAGAGAAGGUGGGGAAACUCCAGCAUCUGCUGCCAGAUGUUCUGGAGCGACUCCAGGAGGUAGACAGAGACCUCACCCACAAGGCCAUCGCCGUGCUGAAACACCUCCUCCCCGGCAUGGACAGACAGAGCGCUAGCCGCGUUGCUGUGCAAGUGGCUGCGCAACUCCUGCCGUUGUUUGAUUAUGUGACCAGCAAGCUCCUGGUGCUCUCCAUCACCCUUUUUAAAGACCUGCUGGAGCUUGUAAGGGGGCCCAACCGGAGUGAGAUGAAGGAGCAUGUGCUCCAGAUCCUGGUCCCACUGCUCCUCCUCGUGCAUGAUGAGCGUCCCAACGUGUCCCAGCCAGGGCAGGGAAGCGUUCAGCACGCACGGCCUCCCUGGCCUCCGGUAACUAGGCUAGUGGCUUCCAGCUCCCGUAACUGUGUCCGGCUCGCCCCGGCCCCUCUUGUUUUGCAGGUGUGUUGGGACACCCUCAGCAGUGCCGCCCAAUUCCUGAGGUGGCACCAUCUCAGUGGCCUCAUCCAGCACAAGGAAACCUGGCGAAUCUGUGACUGCCUGGUGACGCGCUACAACGGGAGAGCUGAUGACUUCCUGGGCCAGACCAUGGCCUUCCUGCAGCACCCACAGACUCCAGUUAGGGAAGCAGCCAUCAGGUUCCUAGGGCUCACUGCCCGGCAGCUGGACCAGGGGAGCCAGGACAAGCUGGACGCCAUCUGCGACAACCUCAAAGGCUUGCAGCAGGACAGCAUGUCCUCAGUCCAAUGCCUGGCUUCUCAGACCAUCUUCAUCCUGGAGGCCUUCAAGAACCAGCCUCCAGCCUGCUGCGGCCUAUGGACAUAGCCAGCUCUGUACCUCUCGGCCUAUGGACAUUCGUCCAUAGGAUAAGAACAAUGUGCACUGCGGAGAGCCCGCUCAUUGAAGCUGCCCAGCUGCCCUUGCUCUGGGAACAGCCAGCCUCCCUUCUCUGGGGGCUUGGUGCAUGAGAGCCCACCUGGAGCAAGGUGGAACACAUGGCUUCUUCCCAAUUGGCCGCCUGCGCUGCCCAGCCAUGUGAGUAGUUAACUGCUCAAUAGCUUUCAUCAUCAUGUACUUUUUGACAGGUUUCCAUGCACCGUGUUGCAUUUACGUCCUGCCCUCCGUCCCCAUUUCCAGUCGUGUACGUUUUUGAUGCCGUCGGCCAUUUUGAACAUUUAUUUUGUAUUAUUUUUCUGUGUUUGGCCGGGGGAAGGUUGUGUGCUUGUGUUUUGACAUAUUUAGAGAAAAAGUACGAAUGAGUAGAAAGAGAGGCUGUAAAGGGUUUGCAGUCCCCCCCCAGGCCCCACCGUCCGUCCAUCUGGGUGGGAGACCACACCCCUUGCUAUGAUACUUCCGGGUACGGUGGUUCAGGGGAAAAUUAGCUCAGUGUUAAUGGCUCUAGCCUGCAGUCAGGCCAAGUAACGGUAGAGAGUCUGUUUGCCCGGGGCCCUCAAUCAGGGCAGGGCGUCAGUCGAGAAGGGGAUCUGGCCUACAGUCAGGCAGGCAGAGCAGCAGGAGGUCCAUUUGCCUGGCCCUUGAUCAGGGUAGGGCAGCAGUCAAGUAGGGGGGCUCUGGCCUACAG
This is a messenger RNA of Mauremys mutica (yellowpond turtle), 2188 nucleotides long. RefSeq names its product maestro heat-like repeat-containing protein family member 7. NCBI's taxonomy places the organism in Eukaryota, Metazoa, Chordata, Testudines, Geoemydidae. The transcript has 10 exons. The record is from RefSeq and is a predicted model, not a curated record. Bases 1 to 1431 code for a protein of 476 amino acids. Gene Ontology annotation, cellular component: cytoplasm.